GUAAAAUUGGGUGAGGGCAUUGCUUUGAAAGAGUAUUUUUAUUUAUUCUUUUAAAGAAAGUAGAUUAAUAGAAAGAUUGAUCAGUUCAAAUACCUGGAAUAUUUAAACCAGUUUUAUGUUAACCUAAAAAAAUUAUUUUGUAGGCAUUUUGAAGUUUGACCUCCUUUUUGUCCUAAAUUGAUUUUAAAUCAGUAUCAAAUGCUGAGGACCAGUAAAUGAAACACUCAUAUGUUGUUUUGAGCAAAAUUUUUUAUAUUAUGAAAAUAUUAUAACUUUGAAGUUGAUACUUAAAAUACUUGAGCCAAAGUUUCUGCCUUUAUGUGGGACAUUUUCAUGAGCUUUCUUAUAUCAGUUUGCUUACUUGCUUUUCAUAGAGUUGAGCGAGACUGUAGCAAGAGACCCAGGGACAUCUUAACAUCCUUGAAUAUUUCUGAAUCUUUCUAAGGAAAUUGAUUUUUUUUUUUUUUUUUUUUUGAGACAGGGUCUUGAUUUGUUACCCUGAUGUGAUCACUGCUCACUGUAGCCUUGAUCUCCCUGACUCAAGCAGCCCUUCCACCUGAGCCUCCUGAAUAGCUGGGAUCACAAGCGUGCACCACCAUGCCUGCCUUCUUUUUAAUUUUUUUGUAGAGAUGGGGUCUCCCUAUGUUGCCAAGGCUGGUUUUAAAUUUUUUCUAGAAACGAGAUCUCGCUAUAUUGCCCAGGCUGGUCUUAAAUUCCUAGCUCAAUCAGUUCUCCCACCUUGGCCUCCUAAAGUGUUGGGAUUAUAGGUGUGAGCCAUGGAGGCUGGCCAGGAACUUGAUUUUCAGGGAGAAGCCUAUUCAGUGUUUCCUUGGACUUCCUCAGCCUGGUUUUAUCAUAGCAUAUUAUAAGAUGAUAAACUGAAACCAUCUGAUUUGAAAUCACCAACCUGGGAAAUACCAGUCAGAAAUUAAUUCUAUUUUUAUGACAUUCUUAAAAGACUGUUUAAAACUGACCAAAGUAAAAAAUCUUCUUUUAGAGUUAUAAGUGUGUAAAAAAAAGGCAUAUUCAAAAUAAUGUAUAUAUUUAAGUUUACUGGACAGAUUUAAAUUUGUGUUCUUUGUGUAAGGCAUAGAUUGGAAUGUUUGCUACAGGUAUUUUUUGGAACACAGAUUUUGGAUUGCUGUUUGCUUAUAAAUAUACAUGACUGCUGACCUUCAGAACUGCUUUAAAUUUCUCAAAAAAUUUUCUCAUUAUAUGCCAGGCUCAGUGGCUUGUGUCUGUAAUCCCAGCUACUUGGGAGGCUAAGUCAAGAGGACUGCUUGAGGCCAGUAGUUCGAGACCAGCCUGGGCAACAUAAUAAGACUGCAUCUCUAAAAAAAUUUUAAAAACUAGCUGAGCGUGAGUAAUGUGCACGUAGUCCCAGCUGCUUGGGAGGUUGAGGCUGAAGGAUUGCUUGAGCCCAGGAGUUUGAGGCUACAGUGAGGUGUGAUCAUGCCACUGCACUCCAGCCUGGGUGACAAAGGGAGACCCUGUCUCUUAAAAGAAUUUUCUUAUUAUAAUAGAUACAUUUAUCUCUGAUUUACUCAGUACUAUAACCCCAUUUAAGUAGUUUGAAGAGAUUAAGGUUAAGUCCUACUGUUUUUAGUAUGACUACAGUAGUUGCCACUUUAAACAAUUUUUGAAAUACUUUAGGCAUAAAAAAGGAUAUAGAACAAUAUAAUAAAUUCCAUAUACCUACUACCUAAAGUAAUAAAAAUCACAGUUAUUGUUGAAGCUUAUUGGGCACCUCUUUCCCAUCCUAGUCCUCUCCCUUCCCAGCUGUGACCAUUAUUCUCAAUUUGAUAUUUAUUCUCUCCCUGCAUUUUUACAAACUUUUUCUGUAUAUAUAUAUAUGUAUCCACUAAAAAAAAAAAGACAAUGUUUGGAUUGCAGGGAAAACUAAAAUUGUAAUAUUGUUUUAUAUGUUUUUAAGCUUUGUAUAAGAGGUUAAACUUUAUUGGUACAUGUAGUUAUAGUUUACUCAUUUUAAAUGCUGUAGAUAUUUGAUAUAAUGGAGUGUGAAAGUAAUACAUGUUUUUUGUAGGGAAUUUUAAAAAUAAAGGGAAGUAUGAAGAUGAUAAAAAUUUGUAGCCCAGCUAUCCAGAGAUACUACAGUCAAUAUUUUGGUUUUUUCCUUUGCUUCUUCUCUUCCCACUUAUGUGUGUAUUUUUUGGUACCCUUUAAUAUAAAAGGGACCCAGUUUUAAGGAUUACAUAAAAUUGCAAAACAGCUACAUAAAGCCUGUAAUCCCAUUUUAAUUGAUUCUUAGUUGAAAAGGGGGAAAGAAAAUGAAUGAGCAUUAUAUAUCAGACAUACUUGGUAAAUUUACUACCUAUACCAGAUAUUGAUAGUCUAUUUCUUAGUAUGCAAACACCAUAGAAGUGGCAUCUGGAAAGAGGCUGUAUUACUGAACAUGCUUUUAAAUUUAUAUGAGAUUUUUCUAGUAAACAAAUUUUCCAGAUAGGUGAUGCUUAUCUUUUUAAAUGUUAAAUACUGUUCUGGUUUUAACCAUUUUUUAUGGGAAAAAGGAAAAUAAAAAGCCUACAAGUAUUUCUGUGCUCAUUAAGCCAGAAUACUGUGGUGUGCUUAUAAUUUUAUCUUUUCUUGGCAACUCGAUGUCACUGUGGAAAGCACUGAUUACUGAACUGUAUUGUGACUCCUUUUGUUCUAGGUGCCUUUGAACCCUUGUGCACUUUUUAGUUAGAUCUUUAUUAACAUGCUAUGCCACUGCAGGGAGGGAGCAGGAAAAGCAUGAUACACAAUUUAAGACAAGUGCCACCAUAGGCUACUGUUGGCAAACAAGAGCUCCACCAAACUUUUUAAAGUGAAGAAGCAGCAGUCUGAGCCAUUUUUUUCACCAGUGGCAGGAGGGGGAGACUUCCACCAGCAACAUGGAACCUUCAGUGGAUGCAGCUGACCAACCCUCCUGACUUCUCAGUCUUUUCCCACCACUGCUCACCCUUUAUGUUCAGAUGUAUUCAGCACUAGAUAACCAUACUUAUUAACUAUAAGUGAUGUGUGUGUGUGUGUAUGUGUAUAUAUAUAUAUAAAACUGUACUUUAAGAAUAAAUAUAUAUAAACUAUGUGUAACAAAUUUAUAAUAUAUAAACUAUAAAUCUGUGAAAGUAUUCAGCAUUAUAUAACGGCAGGCUGUGGUGAUUUAGAUUGGUGGAGCUCCUGACCACGCCUGAAAAUCCCUGUACCCCACUUUGACCGUGAUUUUUUAAGGGAAUAUUGUUUUUUUACAUCUGUAUUUAAAAUAUAUAUAUAUAUAUAUAUAUAUAUAUACACACACUUUAUUUUUUAGAGCAGUUUUAGCUUUACAUAAAAAUUGAGUGGAGAGUAUGGAGAGUUACCAUAUUCUCUCCUACCCGUUUCCUUUAUUAAUAUUUUGCUGUUGUGUGGUAGAUUUGUUACAGUUGAUGAACCAAUAUUAACAGAAGUCCAUAGUUUACAUUCAAGUUCAUUCUGUGUGUUUGUGCAGUCUGUGGAUUUUGACAAAUAUAUAAUCAUUCAGAAUGGUUUCACUAAUCCAGAAGUCUCCUGGUGCUCCUGUGUUCCGUCCUUUCUCUAACCCCUGACAACUAUUUUUUUUACUGUCUCCAUAGUUUUGCCUUUUCCAAAAAUGUCAUAUGGUUGGAAUCAUACAAAUGUAGCCUUUUCAGAUUGGCUUCUGUCACUGAGCAAUAUGUAUUUAAUGGCUUGAUAACUUUUCAUGGCUUGAUAACUCAUUUCUUUUUAAUGCUGAAUAAUAUUUCACUGUAUGGAUGUACCACAAGUUGUUUAUCAUUCACAUACUGAGUAACAUCUUGGUUGUGUUCAAGUUUUAGCAAUUGUGAAUAAAACUGCUGUGAAUAUUUAUUUGUGUGCUGGUUUUUGUGUGGACAUAAGUUUCAGCAUAUUUGAGUAAAUACCAAGGAGUGCAGUUGUUGGAUCCUAUGGUAAGACUAUGUUUAGUUUUGUAAGAAAUUCCAAACAGGCUUCCAAAGUGGCUGAUGUAUAUAUUUUCAGGUUGCUCAUGUGUUUUUCAAAAAUACCUUACUCAGGUAUAUUGAUAGGAUUACAAGUAAUUGAGGUCUGUGGGGCUGGUUGUCCCUACAUAAAUAAUACCAGCUGGUUGUACUUCGCUUAUUCUUGUUUGCUUUCUCUUUUCUUUAUCUAUUUUUUUCCUUUUCCUUGUGUUUUUACUCUCUUUAUCUUGCUUUACCAGUUCUGCUUUGUCCUCAGAAAUCAGAGGACUGCAUUUGUUGGAAUAGUGUACAAAUUUAAAAGGCAAAAUAAAACAAGUCCAAGUCCUUUCUCAGGGUCUGUAGACUGUUGGGGAUGGUUGAGAUUGUAGCAUUAAGUAAGGUAUUGUUGGAGCAUUAAUUUGACUAUAUAGAAUAUAAUCUUCAGAGAUGGGAAAAGGGAAACAAUACGUUAAUAAAACUUGCUUUCCUUUGUAAUUUGUUAAUUAUAGGGCAACUGUAUAAAAUGUUUUAAGACUAUGAUAGCAGAAGAGUUUUGGUUUUUUUCCUACCUUUCUCUGGGAGAGCUUUUCAGCUUCUACUGUUACAGUUUUUGUUUGUUUGUUUGUUUGUUUUUUAAGCACACCACCUUCGGGAGUGUUACAGUUCUUUAAAGAGGACCGAGCCUUUGCUUAAGGCUAGUUUCAUACUGUUUGUGUAAUUCUGUUUGUAUGUGCAUUUGUACAUACCCCCAACUGUAGCAGAAUAUCAAUAGAUUCUGUUCUCCCAGGAGAAGGACAAGGACUGUAUCCAAUCUUAUCUGGGGUAUGUAUCCAAAUGACCUAAGACAGUCUUCCUAAUAAACACUUUUGGACCGCAGGGUUCAGACUCUCCUGGGGUGGAAUCUUUUUUUGUUACCUUUCUUUCUGCCUGCUCGUUUGAGUCAGGAUGCAUGCAAGGCCCACGUCUCCAGUGCCCCCAAGUGGUUGUCUAGGUUUUGCAAGAGGACAUCUAGUGAUGGGAGAACUCACUGCUUCCAGCCACUCUGUCUAUACACCCCGUUAGAAAAAUGAUCUGUUGACCAGAAUUUUGCCAUAAUUUCUUACCUUUUUUUUUUUAUUAGGGUCACAGACUUAAUCUAAUUCCUCUUCCUCAUAAUGGUCUUUUAAUAUUUUAUGAGAGAGAUCCUAAAGUUUUUCUUUAGAUUUAAACACCUCUUAUUUUUCUAACUAUUCAUUAAUUAAGCAUUUUCAUAGUCCCAGUGAAAUAUAACGGGCUUUUUCUCGUAUCUUUAAAAGUGGAGUGCCCAGGGCUAAGUACAGGAGUGGUCUUUGUUCACAUUGUGCAUAUGUUGCUUGUCAUGUGAUACUUUUUUUUCCAGACUAAAUUUACUGUGAGCCAGUGUUUCUGAAUCUUUUUACUUUCUCUGUGAUGAUGACACAAGUCUCCAUCAUCCUGUUUUUGUUCAAUGGAUUGUGGGUUUUUUUCCUUUUUUUUCGAAACAGAGUCUCACUGUGUUGCCCAGGCUGGAGUACAGUGGUGUGAUCUCGGCUCACUGCAACCUCCAUCUCCUGGGUUGAAGCCAUUCUUGUGUCUCAGCCUCUCAAAUAGCUGGGAUUAUAGGUGUGUGCCCCACACCCGACUAAUUUUUGUAUUUUUAGUAGAGAUGGGGUCUCACCAUGUUGGCCAGGCUGGUCUCAAACUCCUGACCUCAGGUGAUCUGCCUACCUUGGCCUCCCAAAGUGCUGGGAUUACAGGCGUCAGCCACUGCACCAGGCUUUUCAAUGGGUUUUUUUAGAACAAAGUUUAGAAUGAUAUGUUUAUGCCUGUGAACAUUUAUCUUGUUAGAUUAUGCUCAUUAAGCCAUUGGGGUGUUUGGGGAAUUUGAUCAAUGUAUCUUUUCUGUCUCUUCAGUUUCGAAAACUAUCCCUCUGCUGCUGCUUUUCUUCCACUUGUCUUUUCUCAAUAGCUGAUUCUAGUUUGUGUUGCUUCGAUAGAUACGUAUGGCUAAACAUAAACCUUAGACAAUAGAAAAACGUAUUCAUUUGCAAAGCUGCCAGGGUGUUUGGAGUGCUUGAAUCAUAUUGAACUUCAAGAACCAUUAUGUUUCUUUGUCUUUUUGACAGUUAUUGGAGCCAAUUUGUGUGUUUUCAGUUUCUCUUAAACUUUCAGUAUGUAUUUGAAAAGCUUGCAGGCCCCAGUUACUGUGUCUAUAAUGCCUAGUAAGUAAAAUGACCCACAGACCAGUCAAUAAGACAGGGCUUAACAGGAGAGUAAUCCUUGGGCCUCAGUUUCCCAACUGUACAGUGAAAUACUUGGAUUAAUCACCGUGUUUCCACUUGUGCUCUGGAGUUCUGAGUGGUGAGGAGGAUGAAUGGCUUUAACUCUCUGCAUUCCCGUACCCUUCAAUAGAAGAAAUUCCACUGUUACCUUACAUUUUGAGGUUCUGUACAGGAUUCUGCUUAAAGAAAAGGCUCUGCUAAAAAAAAAAAAAAAAAAAAAAGAAGAUUCAUUGGAAACCCCUGCAAAAAAGCAAGGAAGAAAAUGGCUCCCAGAGGACGCUGGGCAGCUUGGAAAGUCUGUAAGUGUCCCUGAUUUCAUGAGUUUGGAGGCCUCUGGUAUUUCAUUUGGUAAAAAGAAGAAGAGCUUAUGCUGUUUGUCUUUUCUUUCUCAAACCUGGACAUAACAAUGGUUAUAAAAGUAAUCACAUUCUUAUUAUUUUGAAGGGAGAAAUAAAUCUAUAAAGCAGAAAUAAAGUUUUUAUAAUCCAUAAUUCUAUUUUGCAUAGAUAAAAAGUAUUCUUAAUAGUUUUAGUAUAUCUUUUGAAAUUAUUUUGUUUGUCCACAACCAUAUUUAUUUACACUUAAAAAAAUGAGACCACACUCAUUCUAGCAGAUUUUAUAACCUGUUGUUUUCACUUUCCAUCAUUUUAUGGAUUUUUUUUUGUGUCAAUACACAUAAGUCUAUUUCAUCCUUUAAGACAAGCUUAUCCAACCCGCAGCCCACAAGCUGCAUGCGGCCCAGGAUGCCUUUGAAUGUAGCCCAACACAAAUUCAUAAACUUUCUUAAAACAUUAUGAGAUUUUUUGUGAUUUUAUUUUUUGUUUUUUUUUCUAAGCUCAUCAGCUAUCGUUAGUGUUAGUGUAUUUUAUGUGUGGCCCAAGACAAUUCUUCCAACGUGGCCCGGGGAAGCCAGAAGAUUGGACACCUCUGCUUUAAGGCUUCUGUGAUAUUUCUCUGUACCAAGAGUUAAUAUUCCUUGUUGCACAGCACAUGGAGUCUAUUCUAAAGUAGACUCUAGUUUUUUUUGUACAUUGCUACUGGCACAGUUUUUUUUUUUUUUUUCAAUAGUUCACUCUUUUUGGGGGUUGUGAUAUGUGGUGUUUUUUUCUGGUUGCUUCCUUUUCCUCUGGUUUGACUACAGAUCAAGACCUGUGUUAUCCCAGUCAAGCUACAGAUACAGAUUGCCCUUUUCUUUCAGACAAUAGCUCUAAUUUAAUGUCCCCUUUCAUAGUUACAAGUCUGUUCUUCAGAACAAAAUCUUGGCAGCCAGAAUUAUACUUGACACUUUAUUCCAGCAUAUUACUGCUGGCGAGAAAGACGGUUGACUUGUUUUGACCCAAGUGAGCUUAGUUCUAAGAGACUAGGAAGGUGGAUGAUGAGCAGCUUUUGGUGGUUUGACAGCCAGCUGCAGAACAUCCAUUGUGGCCAGGACCAAGUAGCUGCUGAUAAAUGUGGGUAUGGUAAAUUACAUUUGAUGGCCUCUUUUCCCCUUCUGUUUUUGAGAAUUUUAUCAAAGAUUACACUGAGAAAGUGGUAUUGAGAAAAAUAUUUUUUAUUCUUAUAGGAUAAUUAUUCUCUUCUCUAGCCUAUACUUCUUGUAAAUGGCAACAUUGGUAGUAGUCAUGGAAAAAUUUUGGUGAUUGGUUUUUUUAAACAGGAAAUAUAGUGUAAAUGUUAUUUAGGUAGUUUUGAUUUCUUUAGGAACUUAGGUAGCAUUUCUCCCCUCCUUCUGUGAGUUUAGUGAUAUCUUUUAUAGACUUAAAUUCUAAAAUGGAGAUGUUAUGCCUAGUUUUAGGUAAAGGCAUUUUAAUUUUAUGUUCAAUUACUUUCUAAAUUUUGCUUUAGUCUUGAAAUAUAAUAUGCUUUUUUACUUUAACAUCCUUAUGUAGGAUUCUAAUUUGAUUUUUUUUCCUUCUUACUACUGUGCCUCUAAUUUUGAUUAUAUGGCAUCUUAAAUUUAAUUUUCUAAGUAAUUCAAGAUACAGUUUAUCUCAAUGAAUUAACUCACAAAGUAAAUAUGGGAAUUUUUUUUGGGACAGGUUCUCACUCUGUCCCCCAGGCUGCAGUUCAGUGACACAGUCUCUGCUCACUGCAGCCUCGACCUCCAUGGCUUUACUGAUCCUCCCUUCUCAGCCUCCCGAGUAGCUGGGAUUAUAGGCGUGCACCACCAUGCCUGGCUAAUUAUUGUGUUUUUAGUAGAGAUGGGGUUUCACCGUUUUGGCCAGGCUACUCUCAAACUCCUGACAAUUUAUGGGGAUUUUGGUUAUUUGAUCUUGACUCUUCCAUAUAUACUUGAUUUCCAGUAAUUGGCAUGGUUCCAGUUUUACAUUUUGUUGUUUCCUUGUUCCUAAAUUUAUAUAAAUAAUAAUUUGUACAGAUUUUCAUACCUUUUAAAAUUCAACUUAAAAUAAUUUUUAUAAAUUCGUUUAAUACAAAUAUAGAAAUGGUGUGCCCAACUCUCCAUUUUCCUUAAAAAGUCAGCCCCUUGUCCCCACAACCCCCCCUUUUUUUUUUUUUUUGCGAGAUGGAGUCUUGCUCUGUCGCCCAGGCUGCAGUGCAGUGGCAUGAUCUCGGGGCUCACUGCAACCUCCACCUCCUGGGUUCAAGCCAUUCUCCUGCCUCAGCCUCCCGAGUAGCUGGGAUUAUAGGUGCAUGCCACCACACCCAGCUAAUUUUUGUGUCUUUAGUAGAAACAGGGUUUCACCAUGCUGGCCAGGCUGGUCUCGAACUCCUGGCCUCAGGUGAUCCGCCUGCCUUGGCCUCCCAAAGUGCUGGGAUUACAGGUGUGAGCCACUGCGCUCUUCCACCCCCCCUUUUUUUUUAAAAAAGUAAUAUUUUUCUCUUUCCAUCUACUGAAAGUGGGAAUGGAUAGUUAGCUAAACAAUUUAAUAUAGGUGAAGAAGAACAUAAAGUCAGUUGAACACUUGCGCUCACAGAAUACUGUAGCUUCACGAGACUGCUUUGGCAACUUUAUGAACUGCAUUUAUUCCUGUGGCUGAGAAUCAUGCUGUCAGACCUCUCAGUUUGUGGGAAUCAACUCUCAAAGUAGCUAUUGUAUAUUAUCUAAGGCAGUGAUGGUGGGGUUGAGGGUUGAGGGAGCAGGAGAUGUAUUAGAGGGACCAGGAUGGGUGGCUGCAGGUACAAUUUGAAAAAUCAAUUCAACAUGCAUACCGUUUUAUAAUACAAAUUCACGGCUGGGUGCUGUGGUUCAUGCCUGUAAUCCAAGUACUUUAGGAGGCCAAGGUAGGAGGAUCGCAUGAGCCCAGGAGUUUAAGACCAGCCUGGCAACAUAGUGAGACCUGGUUCCUACAAAAAAAUUUUUUUAAUUAGCUGGGCAUGGUGGCUCCCGUCUGUAGUCCCAGCUACUCUGGAGGCUGAGGCAGGAGGGUCCCAGGAGGUCAAGGCUGCAGUGAGCCAUGAUUGCACCACUGCACUCCAGCCUAGGUGAUUGAGUGAGACCCUGUCUCUUAAAAGACAAAACCCAAAUUUACCGUACCCCCAGUAAACCCCAAAUUUUGGCUUGAAGAUUAAUUAAUUAAUAGCUUAAUUAUUAAGCUAUUACUACAUAAUAGCUUGCAUUAGCAGUUAAGGAGCCCAAGCAAGUAAUGAGACUGUGCUCGGGUGCAAAGGGUGGGACUCUGAUGGAGCAGCUGGAAUACUUGAUUGAGAAGCAGGAGAUAGGGGUUCAAGUUUUGGAUUUGCCACCAAUUACAGAUGUGACUUUGGGUAACUCACUGGGUCUUUCUUGGUCACAAUUUGGAAAAUGAGAACAUCAAACUAGAUAGUCUCCAAAGUCUUAAGCAUUUUAGGUUUGCCUCUGGUUAAAGGAAUGCUCUGUGGACAGUUGGAUUUGACCAGUUAUCAAGGUAAGAUUAUAUCUUUGGGAACCAAAGUAAACAGUUCCAGAUUUUUCAGCCAGUCUUCAUCAGGGUGUGUUAUUUGUACAUCCUAACAAAUCACAGAGCCAUGGAGACCUUAUGAUGAAUAACCAUAAGCCUCCUGGCUCUUCCCUUUUCUUGCCAUCCCAGUCCUACUAUCCAGAGACAGCCUUUAAAAACUAUUUCACUAUUUCUGUUUUUAGCUUCGCUUGUGGUUACUUCCAUAAGUCUUAAUAAUGUGUUUAGACUUCUGUUCCUUGAUUUAUCAACUUUAGAUGAUACCUGUGAAGUUUUUGAUGUGAAAAAUGAGAAUUUAACUCACUUUUUUACCCCUGUCAUUAUUUGAUAUUUAUAUUACUUUGAAAGUCAUUUAUUAAUUAUCUUUAUAAUUUUAAAUGAUAAACUUUAAUUUUUUGAUCCAUCAACUUCCUGUAGGGCCUCUUAACUUGCCAUUUUGGAAAAUGGGAUUGUAAAUACCCCCUUCACGUCCCUCUUUUUAUAUUCUACCUUCUGACACCUGUACUCAACUUGCAUAUUGUCUAGGUUAUAAAAGGUUAAUAUUUUUAUUCUGUCUUCCAUUCACCACCAAGUAUUGUGUGCUUUCCUUUAUAUUUAGAUAGCUGUUUUUAUUGCAUUCGCUUUCUCUGCCUGCUGUGAACAUAUGCAGAAUCAUAAGUGUACGAUUACUCAAAAUGUUUAUGUCUUUUAAAAGCUAAGGAAGUAAUUUGGUAUGUGCUUAAAGACUCAGCUUAUUUUAUUUUAUUUUUAUUUAUUUAUUUUUUUGAAAUGGAGUCUCGGUUUGUCACCGAGGCUGGAAUGCAGUGGCGUGAUCUCGGCUCACUGCAACUUCCACCUCCUGGGUUCAAGCGAUUCUACUGCCUCAGCCUCCCGAGUAGUUGGGACUACAGUAGAACUUCAUGGAGGAACACGGAGUGACCCAAACCGAACAUAUGGCUACCAUAGAAGCACAUGCAGUGGCCCAGCAAGUGCAGCAGGUCCAUGUGGCUACUUACACCGAGCACAGUAUGCUGAGUGCUGAUGAAGACUCGCCUUCUUCUCCCGAGGACACCUCUUACGAUGACUCAGAUAUACUCAACUCCACAGCAGCUGAUGAGGUGACAGCUCAUCUGGCAGCUGCAGGUCCUGUGGGAAUGGCCGCUGCUGCUGCUGUGGCAACAGGAAAGAAACGGAAACGGCCUCAUGUAUUUGAGUCUAAUCCAUCUAUCCGGAAGAGGCAACAAACACGUUUGCUUCGGAAACUUCGAGCCACGUUAGAUGAAUAUACUACUCGUGUGGGACAGCAAGCUAUUGUCCUCUGUAUCUCACCCUCCAAACCUAACCCUGUCUUUAAAGUGUUUGGUGCAGCACCUUUGGAGAAUGUGGUGCGUAAGUACAAGAGCAUGAUCCUGGAAGACCUGGAGUCUGCUCUGGCAGAACACGCCCCUGCGCCACAGGAGGUUAACUCAGAACUGCCGCCUCUCACCAUCGACGGAAUUCCAGUCUCUGUGGACAAAAUGACCCAGGCCCAGCUUCGGGCAUUUAUCCCAGAGAUGCUCAAGUACUCUACAGGUCGGGGAAAACCAGGCUGGGGGAAAGAAAGCUGCAAGCCCAUCUGGUGGCCUGAAGAUAUCCCCUGGGCGAAUGUCCGGAGUGAUGUCCGCACAGAAGAGCAAAAGCAGAGGGUUUCAUGGACCCAGGCACUACGGACCAUAGUUAAAAACUGUUAUAAACAGCAUGGGCGGGAAGACCUUUUGUAUGCCUUUGAAGAUCAGCAAACGCAAACACAGGCCACAGCCACACAUAGUAUAGCUCAUCUUGUACCAUCACAGACUGUAGUCCAGACCUUUAGUAACCCUGAUGGCACUGUCUCGCUUAUCCAGGUUGGUACGGGGGCAACAGUAGCCACAUUGGCUGAUGCUUCAGAAUUGCCAACCACGGUCACCGUUGCCCAAGUGAAUUAUUCUGCCGUGGCUGAUGGAGAGGUGGAACAAAAUUGGGCCACGUUACAGGGAGGUGAGAUGACCAUCCAGACGACGCAAGCGUCAGAGGCCACCCAGGCGGUGGCAUCGUUGGCAGAGGCCGCAGUGGCAGCUUCUCAGGAGAUGCAGCAGGGAGCUACAGUCACUAUGGCGCUUAACAGCGAAGCUGCCGCCCAUGCUGUCGCCACCCUGGCUGAGGCCACCUUACAAGGUGGGGGACAGAUCGUCUUGUCUGGGGAAACCGCAGCAGCCGUCGGAGCACUUACUGGAGUCCAAGAUGCUAAUGGCCUGGUCCAGAUCCCUGUGAGCAUGUACCAGACUGUGGUGACCAGCCUCGCCCAGGGCAACGGACCAGUGCAGGUGGCCAUGGCCCCUGUGACCACCAGGAUAUCAGACAGCGCAGUCACCAUGGACGGCCAAGCUGUGGAGGUGGUGACAUUGGAACAGUGACAUACAGCCAUAUUAUGGCAUCGUUUUCUAGUCUACUUCAAAAUUUUUUACACGUUUGCAGAGGUGCAAUCAAAUGGAAUUAAGUCUCUCGACUUUGGAAGAAAAGUUUUGUUAACCUUUUUUUUUUUAAAAGGAAGAAAGACAGCGGAUUUUGGAAUUGCAUUUUUUAAAGCACCACUCUUGAUUUUCUGGGAUUGGUGAAGAAACUGCAUUGUCAAUUUCACUGUCCCAAAAAAGCCAAAUUGUGGCAGGACUUCUUUCUGCGGAAAUGUGUGUGUAUACUUAUGUGUGUGUAUGUGUGAGUGUGAAUAUAUGUAUAUGUGUACAUAUGGACAUACACAUUUACAUAUAUAUAAAGUAUAUAUAUACAUAUAUAUAUAUGUAUGAAACCCGCAUGGAAUUAUCUGUAUGAAUUCAAGGUGAGCUGUGGAAACAAUAAUUCACCCAGUUUAGUGGGUGGUAGGGUACGUGGCCAGACACAGUCACCCAGUUUUUGUUCAUACCAGGGUCAUGCGUUGAGCUACUGACAAACUCAGGCGGAGGUGACCAUGCCCUUCACCAAAGCUGCCUCCCAGUGGCCACACAGAACUCUCCCUGCUGGACUCACCUGAGGAAAGAGGCUCCAGCAUGGGGUGGGUCAGAGAUGUGCUUGCAAGGUCCAGGGGCUGCGUGGUCUGCCAGCUGAGAUGCUCCUCGGGCUGGCCCAGGUGCUGACCUUGCCACAGGCAGAUGAAUGUCUUGAAAGCUCCCGGGCCUCAGCCUCCCAUCUCCUCUCCUUCCCAGGAAUCCUUGAUCUCAUGACUAUUAAAAUGUUGCUCUGGUUUUAAGGUCAGUCCUGAAUUGCUCGUAUAUAUGAACUGAAGGUAACCGAAGUAUUAGGGGUUUGAGGAGUGCGUGCGUGUAAGUGUGCUUGUGUGUGUGCGUGCAUGGUGGGGGAGAGGAUGGGAAGGGGGCGGGGUGGUGGAAGGGAAAGGAAGGAAAGAAAAAUCGUCCUAGACCAGGAUACACCCGUGGGAGCAAUUUUCUCUGCUGUCUGUAGCUUCACAGAGGAGGCGCUGGAACGAACAAGAAGGGACAUCUGGUCUGUGGCCACAGCACCCUGAACGCCCCUGAUCUUGUGUGAUCUUGGAAGCUAAGCUUGGUUGGGCCCGGUCAGUAUGCGGAAGGGAAGAAGGGACACCUGGCCAUAGAAAACAGCUGAGGGUGUUUGCUGUGUUCCUGGAUCAGGCCCUGCUUCAGAAGGGACUCCUGGAGGCCCAUGUUCCUUGACGCAGCCUCGUGGCCCAGGCCGGGAGCAGCUUGCCUCCUCAGAGGUGUUGACUAUCUGGGUGUUCUUGGUAACCGUUAACUCUGUCUUUCUCAGCUGCAAGCCCUGAGUCUCCAGUAGCUGAAGUCACCUGACUUUUCAACAGGCCAAAUCUCUGAACCUUGAGUACAGGGACAGCUCCUCCUCCCUCCUCCCAGCUCUCCCCAUGUGUGUGAUAGUGUAUUUAAUGUGUUUUUUUAAUGCGACAUUAAAAGAUUCUCCACGUCUUGCUCAACCUUUGAGAGAAGUUUCAGAUUCUUGUAUUUGCUUGUUUUAUAUGAAACUAUCUAAUGUUCUUUAUAUGUUCUUUUCUGUACGUAAUGGGGGGAGGGGAGGGAAAUUUACAUAUAAAUAGUCCUAGUUCUACAAUUUGUUAUUUUUUUAAUUAUUAUUUUUUAUCGUCAUUGUGAAGUUGUCCAGGGACUUUAAAGUCCAUGUUCCUUUGUGGUGAAAUAACCUCCAAAUAGUUUGAGAAGUUGCCAAGACGAAGAAAAAAGCAAAACCCCAGUAGCAGAGCAUGGAUUCUGUGUUGUUUCCCAUUCUGUCUUUGACUGCCUCAUUCAAUAAAUAGUUAAAAAUGUGGCAA
Molecule: messenger RNA, 14428 nt
Organism: Gorilla gorilla gorilla (western lowland gorilla)
Lineage: Eukaryota; Metazoa; Chordata; Mammalia; Primates; Hominidae
Gene: NRF1
Product: nuclear respiratory factor 1
Exons: 11
Coding region: 11025-12536 (503 amino acids)
Biological process (GO): regulation of transcription by RNA polymerase II
Molecular function (GO): DNA-binding transcription factor activity
Source: RefSeq, a predicted model, not a curated record